UUGGUUCCUUUUUUGGGGGUUUUUUGGGCACUUUGGCACCGAUGUGUUGAGGAGAGGAGAGGAGUGAGGUUUCGGGUACAGCCUUGUGGAUUCUCUUCAUUUCUGUUUUUUCACCCCUUACACACAUCAGUAAAAGAGGAGGGUAAUUAUAGGUUUUGGAGGUUUACGCACAGGUUUGGAUGCACAGAAGAGACUGGGCACGUUUGGAGACUUGUUGCGCAUCCAAGGAGCGCACUAGUCCUGUUUUCAUCCAAAUCUACUAUGAAAACCUGAUUUGAGAGCAAUGCAGCCUCAGUGACUAUGACAAUCUGUUCAUAAUUAAUGAAAUUGGGUCGAUUGGUUUCAGAGCUGUGGAGGCUUCAGGAAAAAAAAACCCUGCUUUAAAUGGCAUUUACGCACACAGCCGAGGAGUCAAACUUUAUCCUUUUAUCCUGCUCAGACCUCACGACUUGAUUCAUUUCAGUGAUUAGAUAUUAGAUUUUGUCCUCUGCUUCUCACCGACAUGUCUGAUGGGACCGGAGACGGGCUGUGCGCCGACGGAGCGCCGGACUUCAUCCCGCAGAGAGCGUCCCGUGGCCGGCGGAGCGGUGUGGUCCUCCCCGGUACCGGACAGGACACCGACUCCAUCCUCCUGGAUUCGGUGAAGGCAGCACCUCGGCGGAGCAGCAUCAUUAAGGAUCCCUCAGUGCAGAAGGUUGGCGGAGGCAGGAAGAAGACUGUGUCCUUCAGCAGCAUGCCCUCUGAGAAGAAGGUGAGCAGUGCUGCAGACUGCCUGGCGUUCAUGCAGGGCGGAUGUGAGCUGAAGAAAAUCCGGCCCAACUCCAGGGUUUACUGUCGCUUCUACACGCUGGACGGCGACCUCAGCUGCUUGCGCUGGGAGCCGUCCAAGAAGGACGCCGACCGGGCUCGGCUGGACGUCUCCAGCAUCCGAGAGGUUCGCACCGGGAAGAGCACCGAGACGUUCCUCCAUAACAGCCCUCUGUCCGAGCACCUGGCCGAGGAGGCGGCCUUCUCUGUCAUACAUGGGGACGAUUACCAGUCCCUGGACUUGGUUGCGUUGUCGGCAGAUGUGGCCAACAUCUGGGUGACGGGCCUUCGCUACCUGUUGGCCCACCCGUCAGUUAUCGGGGGUGCUGGAGGGGGAGGCGGCGGAGGAGUAGGGGGGCUGGGUGAGGGAGUGGCGGUGGACGGCAGCCCAGGAGGGAAGAUGAGGAGUGAGUGGCUGGCGGCGGAGUUCGCCCAGGUGGACGAAGACGGCUACGGCAUCGUGUCAGAGGACGUCGCCGUGGCAACCAUCUGUAAACUCUGCCCAGGCAUCAAAGAAGCCAAGGUGCGUCUGCGUUUUAAGGAGAUCCAACGCAGCAAGGAGAAGCUCACCUCCCACGUGACCAACGAGGAGUUCCACGAGGCCUUCUGCGAGCUCUGCACCCGGCCGGACGUCUACUUCCUACUGGUGCAGCUGUCCAAGGACCGGGAGUGUCUGGACCCCCAGGACCUGCGUCUCUUCCUGGAGUCGGAGCAGGGUUUGUCCCUGGCGACCACGGAGGGCUGCUGGGAGCUCCUGCAGCGCUGCGAGCCCUCGGCCCAGGGCAAAGAGAAGGGGCUGCUGGGUCUGGACGGGUUCGCCCGCUACCUGCAGUCCCCAGAGUGCCAGCUGCUCGACCCGGAGCACCUGGGGGUCUGUCAGGACAUGAACAUGCCUCUGUCCCACUACUACAUCAGCACCUCGUACCGCUCCUACCUGCUGGAGGACCAGGUCCACGGCAGAGCGGACCUCGGAGGGUUGAUCAGGGCCCUGCAGACCGGCUGUCGAUGUCUGGAGCUGGGAGUGACCGACGGCCCUGAGGGGGAGCCUCUCCUCGGGGUCGACUACGGGCCAGAUAUCCCCCGCCACCAUCACCACCACCACCAUCACCAUCACCCCCACCACCACGCGCCUGUCACCGUCCGCUCCGCUCUGGAGGUGAUCAACAAGUACGCCUUCCUGACCUCCCAGUACCCGCUCCUGGUUUACCUGUGCCAGCGUUGCUCGCCCGGCCAGCAGCGCACCAUGGCGCAGCACUUAAAGAAAGUGUUCGGCUCCCGUCUUUACAAGCCGGAGGCCCUCAAUGUCACCCUGGGGGGGCGAGCCCCGACCUUACCCUCCCCCGAGCAGCUGAAAGGACGCAUCCUGAUAGUGGGGAAGAAGCUCCCCCCGGAGCAGAACGGCUCCGAUGGGGAGGUGUCGGAGGAGGAUGAGGAGAUCGGAGGAGGGGGGCCUCUGGCGGGACGGCGGAUGACCAUCCCAGGUGAGGAAGAACUGGGCGUGGUCUUGGUGGUGCCCCCGCCCUCUCAACCCAGGAAGCUCCGCCUCCACAAGGAGCUGUCAGACCUGGUGGCGAUUGGUCGCACGGGCAGCCGCAGCUUCUACGCCCAGAGGUCCAGUCACAAACAGAACCAGCAGCAGUCUCCGCCCAGCAGUCCCUCCUCCCCCAACACGCCGCUGCCUUCCGAGCUGCCUUAUUGGACGCUGUGCUCCCUGGGUGAGGGGGAGGCCGGGCGCCUGACCACGGAGAGCCCGGAGGACCUUGUAAUGUUCACCAAGCGCACCCUGACCAGGGUACGACCCAGCUCUGUGCGCCUGGACUCCAGUAACCCCAACCCACAGGGGUACUGGAAGGGAGGGGUCCAGCUCGUGGCCUUGAACCAGCAGACGCCCGGUGCCAUGCUGGACCUCCACAGGGGUCGCUUCUCACAGAACGGAGGGUGCGGUUAUGUCCUCCGACCGGCUGUGAUGAGGGAUGAGGUGUCGUAUUUCAGCGCUCAUACUCAGGGCUGCGUGCCAGGAGUGCCGGCUCAAACUCUACGGAUUAAGGUGAUCAGUGCCCACAACCUGCCCAAGCCUCAGGGAUCAGGGGCGAAGGGAGAGGUCAUCGACCCGUAUGUGGUCCUGGAGCUGCACGGUGUACCAGCUGACUGCGCCGAACAGCGGACACGCACCGCUGCUCAGAACCAGGACGACCCGCUGUUUGAUGAGACCUUUGAGUUUCAGGUCAACAUGCCGGAGCUGGCCCUGCUGCGCUUCGUGGUGUUAGACGACGACUACAUCGGAGACGACUUCAUCGGCCAGUACAGCGUGGCCUUCGAGUGCCUUCAGCCCGGCUACCGCAACGUGCCCCUGCUGGGCAUGGCGGGAGACCCCUUACCCCACACCAGCCUGUUUGUCCACGUGGCGGUCACCAACCGGCCGGGAGGCGGGAAGGCCCAGCGGCGAGGUCUGUCGGUGAGGAGGGUGGGAAGGCGGGGCCGGGAGUACGUCACGCUGAGGCACACCGGCAUCAAGGCGGUGGACGAGACCUUCAAAGCGGCUAGUGCCCCUCUGAAAGAGGCCACGGACCUGCGGGAGGAAGCUCAGAGCACCACGUCCAGCUUCAAAGAGCAGUGUGGGCUCCCCACGGUGGCCAAACUGAAGCAGUGCAUCCAGAGCCUGGCCACCAGGCUGCAGAGCCCCGAGGGCACCAUGGGGGCCACCAUGGUGCUGAAGGAGGGCUACCCGUGUCUGGAGACGCUGGUCAGCCUCUCGGAGCCGACACGCAAACUGCUCUCCGCCUACGACACGAUGAUUGCCGCCCAGAAACAGCUGAUUGAGCACGCCGAUGCUGUUCAGGAGCGAGUCGCCCAGGUGCAGAGAGAAGGAAUGGACUUCCACGAGGAUCUCUCUCGUCUCGGGGAGAAGGAGGGACUGAAGGGACGCAAGCUGAGCAAAGCUGUGGAGAGUUUCACCUGGAACAUCACCGUGCUCAAGGGUCAGAGCGAUCUGUUACGCGGAGCAAAGAUGGAUUCCCUGGAUGCGCUGAGGCAGCUGGCUCUGGCCUGUGAAGCCUGCGGACUCACCUCCUCCUCCACCUCCUCUUCCUCCAACUCCUCGUCCUCCACCUUCUCCACGGCCGAGCUGCACUACUCCUCCCACCCUCUGCCUGGCCGCCGGAGCAGCACACACGGCAACGGACGCAUCUGAUGAGAAAGGGAGUGGACGGAGAUGAGGAAGAUAUGAGAGCGAGAAUGAGACGGGGGAAGAAGAGGUGUGGGUAUAAAAAGCACCACAGGAGUCUUUCUCUCUGGCAGCGUAUCCCUUUAUACAGUAAAGUAUGUGUCUAGACUAGACUAGACUAGACCAGAGCAGUACAUCUGUUAAAGCCCUACGGUGGGUUCAUCAAUUUAUCACUGAAGGUCCGGCCUGCAGAGAGGCUACUCAUGAAUGUCGCAACUCCGCCGUGGAAAAAGAAAGCAAAGACAGACUCUCCACACAGGUUUCUUAACGGCUCCUCCUUAUUUUUCUGUGUGAAAAAACGUGCGAUUCAGCGUUGUUACUCUGCAGGUUUUUCCCUCAUUAGAGAGGAAAUAAUAAGACAGCUGAGUAGUUUGUGACGAUGUGGCUGUAGUGGAGCUGAUGUUCACGGUCCUGUUGGUGUUCAGAGGUAGAGCUGACGGGACAAGUUGUUCUCUGCCUCAGCGUUUCAGCUGGUCCUCUGGGAAGGUGACAAGAUUACCUGUGUGUGUGUGUGUGUGUGUGUGUGUGUGUGUGUGUGUGUGUGUGUGUGUGUGUGUGUGUGUGUGUGUGUGUGUGUGUGUGUGUGUGUGUGUGUGUGUGUGUGUGUGUGUGUGUGUGUGUGUUUAAAGUGUUGCAAUUAGGGGAAGGUGCUAUAAAACACUGAUAGACAGGAUAAGACUCACACAAAAAAACACACAGGAAGAAUAUAACUCAUUAAAAUAGCCUGGAUUUAAGUGUAGGCUAAUAGUACUUUUUAAAAAAGUUUUAUGGUUCACCUUGUUUUGUUUUUACAUGUUACUGCAAUUUUACUUAUGCAGUAUCUUGAUGUUAGAAAACAACAACAACACAAGGUUUUUAAUCCAAUAAGGAUGAUGUCACAUAAAGUAGGUCUCGGUAUCAUGUCUGGAUUACUGAACCAGACCACCGGGCACAGGGGCCAAAAGUGUCAGAGGCCAUCCUGGUCACUCAAAGAGACACGUACCAACCAGUGAGAGAGACUCAUAAUGACCACAAAGAAACGCACAAGGAGACUCGCAACUACUAUUAAAAGGAGGCAAAACAACCACAAAGAGAUUAAAUGACCAAAAAGAGACACAAAAAAUGUCUCAAAGACAACAAAACAACUACAAAGAGAUGCAAAACAGCUGCAGAGACGCACAAUGAAACUCACAGAUACAAUGAAAAGGGGCAAAACAACCACAAAGAGAUAUGAAAUGACCCCAAAGAGAACAAAACAAAGAAGAGAUGCGAAUAGAGGCAAAAGAGACUCUCAAUGACUUUGAAAGUGGGCUUAAAGACCACAAAGAGACACAAAAUUACAAUGAAGAUACAAAAAAACAACUUCAAAGAGGAGCAAAACAACCACACACAAAAAAUAUCUACAAAAAGACCAAAACAGAGACAGAAAGAUACAAAAACAACUACAAAAAGAGGCCAAACUACUGUAAAUCUGUGGGUUUUUGUGGUGGUGGGGCCUUUUGCAUUUAGGUGCCCGUUGUCUCAUCAUCCGCCCAUUAUAUAAUAUAAUGGGCCUAAUAUCAAUAUCGGCUGAAAAACCUUAGAAAUAACAUGGUGGUUGUUCUGGCAACGUAAUAUCCCUCCAAAAGCUAUCGGAAAAAAUGAGUCUCUAUGUAUGUCAUACGAAAAAUAGAGCUUAUCUCCAGUAUCAACAGUUACUAAUGAGGUUUGGGAGUUUUGAGAGGUGAAAAGUCUCAUUCAUAUAAACAUUUGCUAAAUGUAUCUAAUAGACUGCGUCAGUUCUUUGCAGACUUGAACCUCUUAGAAAACACUGAGCUGUGGAACUCUUGGUCUGAAAUAACUACACAGGUAAUAAUAAUAAUAAUAAUAAUAAUAAUAAUAAUA
Messenger RNA from Anoplopoma fimbria (sablefish), 5893 nucleotides. It is a transcript of the gene plcl1, whose product is annotated as phospholipase C like 1. Gene Ontology annotation, molecular function: phosphatidylinositol-4,5-bisphosphate phospholipase C activity. Bases 503 to 3997 code for a protein of 1164 amino acids. The record is from RefSeq and is a predicted model, not a curated record. NCBI's taxonomy places the organism in Eukaryota, Metazoa, Chordata, Actinopteri, Perciformes, Anoplopomatidae. The transcript has 12 exons. Gene Ontology annotation, biological process: intracellular signal transduction; lipid metabolic process.